Molecule: messenger RNA, 3131 nt
Organism: Oncorhynchus keta (chum salmon)
Lineage: Eukaryota; Metazoa; Chordata; Actinopteri; Salmoniformes; Salmonidae
Product: brain-specific angiogenesis inhibitor 1-associated protein 2-like protein 1
Exons: 9
Coding region: 1202-1849 (215 amino acids)
Biological process (GO): actin filament bundle assembly; positive regulation of actin filament polymerization; actin crosslink formation
Cellular component (GO): cytosol; nucleoplasm
Molecular function (GO): protein binding
Source: RefSeq, a predicted model, not a curated record
CAGCAUGUCAUUGGCCUGUUGUAUUGUGCAGUGCCUGGAGACGCUGAGGUCAGGGCAGAUGGACAUGCAGAAGUUCAUCGCCGACGGCUGCAAGGAGGCUCUGCUGGAGGAGAAGAGACGCUUCUGCUUCCUGGUGGACAAACACUGCACCUUCUCCUAUCAGAUCGCUGCCUUCCACGACAAGGCCAGAGACAUGCUUUUCGGGAAGCUGCCCACCUGGCAGGACAAGUGUGGCGAUGCCACCAACGUGCCCGAGAGCGUGAUGUCUAUGAUUGAGGGUCUUCGCACCCCAGUGUCCAUCACCCCCCAGGCCUCCCCCAUCUCCCAGAGACACAGUAGGGUGAGAAGGCAGUCACUCAUUCAUUAACCAUUUAGAAAACCAUUUAUUAAUUAGAAUAUCUCAUUCUGAUUCAAUGUGAGAGAGCGAGAGAACACAGCACAGAUACCUUGUGAUGACACUAUGGCUUCACUGAUUUAAUCAUAAUAAUGAAAUGGUAAAAACCUGUAAUACCUGUACUACUAAUGUACCGCUACCAGUGGCAGGUUAACUGCUAAUGUACCACUACCAGUGGCAGGCUAACUACUAAUGUACCACUACCAGUGGCAGGUUAACUACUAAUGUACCACUACCAGUGGCAGGUUAACUGCUAAUGUACCACUACCAGUGGCAGGUUAACUGCUAAUGUACCACUACCAGUGGCAGGUUAACUGCUAAUGUACCACUACCAGUGGCAGGUUAACUACUAAUGUACCACUACCAGUGGCAGGUUAACUACUAAUGUACCACUACCAGUGGCAGGUUAACUACUAAUGUACCACUACCAGUGGCAGGUUAACUGCUAAUGUACCACUACCAGUGGCAGGUUAACUGCUAAUGUACCACUACCAGUGGCAGGUUAACUGCUAAUGUACCACUACCAGUGGCAGGUUAACUGCUAAUGUACCACUACCAGUGGCAGGUUAACUGCUAAUGUACCACUACCAGUGGCAGGUUAACUACUAAUGUACCACUACCAGUGGCAGGUUAACUACUAAUGUACCACUACCAGUGGCAGGUUAACUACUAACAACAGUACAUUCUAGCACUCAUACUAUCCCCUUCCUGUGUUCCACUUCCUAUGGUCAGAGCAACUCCAUAUUCCGGGACACAGUUCCACCCCCUGCCCCGGCACUGAAGGCUCAGACCAGCCCAUUGGCCAGUAUGUUCACGCAGGACACACCCACAACAAACUCAGUCACCAGAGAGACUGAGAGUGGCACAGACUACAGGGACAAUGGAGGGGAGGAGAGUGGCGGUCUAGGUCCCAGGUCAGUGUCUGUGGCUACAGGACUCAACAACAUUGUGAAGAGACCCAGGGUCCGCACCAUCUUCCCCCACACCUCUGGGACCAACUCUACGCUGCUCAGCUUUGACGAGGGAGACAUCAUCACCCUGCUCAUACCUGAUGAGAGGGACGGAUGGCUCUACGGAGAACUGGAGAAAACCAGGCAGAGGGGAUGGUUUCCAUCAUCCUAUUGCCGGGCAUAUUCAGAGCCAAUAGUGAAUAACAACAGUGUGGGGGCUCCUCCCAUGCGCAGUAAGAGCGUGGUGAACCUGCUCCACCAGGACACAGAGACAGAUGAUUCCUCCAUGGUCCUCCCCCCUCCCGACUACAGCGACUUCCCCAAGAGGAGUGUCCUCCCGGGCAGCAAGCAGCACUCGCCCUCCCUCUCCGGCUCCUCUAUACACACGGGAACCCAACUGAAUGGGUUUGGGAAGACGCCUCUUUUCUUCGGGGGAGGGAACCCGUUCACCGCAGUCAAGCUACGUCCCACAGUCACCAAUGACCGCUCAGGCCCAGUCAUCUAAACCUCCAGACCCACCCUCCUGUCCACCUCUACACAGGAGCGGCACCUCCAGCUGGGCAUCACCCCAUGCUGUCCCCCCUCCUCCAGGCGGAUGGACCCAGGGCCGGACACUAGUGUACGAGACAACUUGACACUGUGGGCUGCUGUGCUGAAGAUCCAGUAAUUUCACUACUACAGAUGCCAUUAUAAAUGACAUUGUCUAAUACACAGUUUGCCCUACUGCUGCAAACCUGAGAAGGUGGGAGGAUUUAUUUAUGUAAACAGAUAUAUAUAGAUUUUCUAGACCUAUUUUUGUCGGUGAUGAUGAGUGGCGACAUACUACAUGCGUUCUCGCUGGGCGUGUGUGAAAAGGAGUCGAGGAAAGCCUGAGAUCGGGCCGUUGAAAUAUCAGAAUGUAUUUAUGACUCUUUUUUUUUUUUUUUCUUCAAUCACUCGUCAAAAAAUGUUAGUUGCCAUAGGGCAGUAGAUAAAUGAAUAUAUGCAAUACGGGACCUAUGCAUCACACUUUACAGAGGUCCUUAUGGUAGUGUUGCUCGUUAUUGUUGAUAUAUCUCGAAUAUGAUAUGUACAAUUGCAUUGUUGCUAUCAUUACUAAAGACCAACUGCUAGUGACUGUUGAAUAGAAGUGUACUCAUUCAAGGGAAGCGCACAUCAUUUUCCCCCCUCAACUCCUUCCAAGAAGUGUACAAUGAAUUUGAUUGGUUGAGUGUGUCAUUGUCAUCUUGCUGAUUGGUUUUUCAGUUAAGUGUUCAUACAGUGCUGCUGUUACUAGUGGAUGAUGUGAGACCUGUUUACCUUGACUCUAUAUACCAACAGUAAUCAUUCUGUGAAACGUCUCUCACCUGUCUGUUAUUCAAGUAGCCCGGGUCAUGUUCAUUAGGCACCAAACGGAAGAAAGCAGACUGAAACCUUUGAGGGAAUAUUUCUUAUUGUUUCAUAUAAAAAAAAUCAACUGUUUUAAAAAGUUUUCCCUUACAUUUCCUAAUGAAUAUGAGCCAGUAGUGCUGUGGACAUACAUUGUUAAAAGGACAUGGUUAAAUGGAACUCAUAACUUCCCAUAGACCGUGCAGCCAUUUUACUUUUAUCUUCAUGCUUCAUGGAAGGCAUUUUCAACCUAAUGGCUAAUUUUAUCAUUUUUCUUUGGUCUGCCUUGCCUACUCCCUGAGUUUGGAACGUUGCUGUAUGAAAAUAAACAAAUAUACACUGAACAAAAAUGUAAACGCAGCAUGUAAAGUGUUGGUCCCAUGUUUCAUGAGCUGAAAUAAAAUAUUCCAUAAAUGUUC